Messenger RNA from Marasmius oreades (fairy-ring Marasmius), 1673 nucleotides. RefSeq lists its product as uncharacterized. Lineage: Eukaryota; Fungi; Basidiomycota; Agaricomycetes; Agaricales; Marasmiaceae. The transcript has 6 exons. The coding region runs from base 131 to 1576 and encodes 481 amino acids. The record is from RefSeq and is a predicted model, not a curated record.
UUUCAUUUCAUUUCAGCCCCGCGCCGCAUCAUUUCAUUUCGCUUUGUCACGUUUCAUCUCUUCCUUGACAAAGCGGAGUCCGGGGAAUAAAUUUAAAGAAGCAAGAGGACUGCCUCAUGGCGGACAGAUAAUGCUCUUUCAAUCUUACCAUGAGGUAGCCGGCCCAAACGUUCGCAAUCGUGGUCUUCCCUUGCCCUAUAAACUCGCAGAAUCGAUAUGCAAAACCCUUCAUCGAAAUGCGAACGACGAGCUCGAGCUGAUUCAAGCACUCGAUGAGUACGGCACGACUCACCUACUUGCUCAUGUCACCUCCAACGACCAACGACGAAUCAACCUCAGACGAGGCUCGGAAAUCACAAACCCAGAGGUCGAUUACAAAGUAUUGUCACCCAUCGUGUUCAAAGGUGACAGUGCAAAGCGCGACCUUCAAAAGAAAAUGGAAAAGCUGGCGAAGCAAGGGAAUUCUCGGAAGGAUUUAGAGGAUGGGUUUUGCAGGUGUCUGUACGAAUAUGGACGAUUGUAUAAAAGGAUAUUAUUUGAUGGACUCAACUGUACAGAACUCAAGAUACCCUCAUCUUCGAUACCAAUUUUAUCCUCGACGAAAAUCAUUGCGUUCUCUUUUACUCCAUGGGACAGCGACUGGUCAAAAGUCGCCAGGGACACUAUUUUAGAUGUCGGCAUCGCAUACGCGCGUGUGUCGCAUGCAGAACGAGCUCUAAUCCCCGCAAGGGAAGAUACGGUGCGGAUCAAGAAUGGACAAAACCCAACUUUGAAGCUGCGGCCACACCGGCCUGAAGUCGAUUAUCCAGGAAAUCCUACUCAAGUACAAACGCUAGAGAUCUCGGCACUCAGAGAACGGCUCAAGGGCUGUUUUAGCCAAUCAGUUGCAGAGAAUUCGGCUAUUCUACUGCUGAAUGACGAAGAACGGACGAAAGACGUGUUGAACAUUGUCUUUGGUAUAGAUGUAGGUGAACUCGGAUGGAAACGCGGUUUGAAGGAGCUAUUUGCGUUUGGUGCAGGCGAGCCUUCUUCAAAUGGCCAGUAUCGAAGACCUCGAUCACGAUCUCCUUCAAGGUCACACUAUCGCGGACGGGAACGAGACUACGCCUCUCAUUCUCAGCCUCAAAGACGCCCAAACCAAAUAUAUAUGGUCGAUAUCAAAGGCAUCUACGAGAGACUUUUGAAAACGAAGCUUAGGCCAAAGGACGAGAGCCUAAAUACAAGGAUCAUGGCUAUGAAGAUGGGGCUGUCGAUCUCGGGCGGCGGGGAUUUCGAUGGGGGUAGAGGCGGAUGGAGUGCUGGGCUGGAUGCAGAAAUACUCAUUGAAAUUUUCAACAAAAUGAUUCAUGGUACGUCUAUCGACGAAGAACACGAGGUAUUACAGGCUUUGCCUCUUCCCAAGCUGCCUUCCCGAGCAAUCCCGAGCGCUAGUGGUAGUAAUGAUGUUGGUGCGGGAGAAGACGAUAGUGACGAGGAGAGAGACCCGAACGAUAUCCAACAGAAACCGUUGGGUGGUAACGGUGGGAUGGUAGAAGACGAUUUUUCGGAUUAUGGGGAUUCGGAUGAAGAGUAUUGAAGUUGUACUUGCUGAAAGAAUCGUCAUUUUUUUUUCAAUCGCUCUAAGGCAUGUGCAUGAUUGUCCGUCGCUAUGUAAUUCUCAAAAAAAAAAGGAA